Sclerotinia trifoliorum is the source of this 2555-nucleotide messenger RNA. The record is from the annotation of a GenBank genome assembly. NCBI's taxonomy places the organism in Eukaryota, Fungi, Ascomycota, Leotiomycetes, Helotiales, Sclerotiniaceae.
AGUCGGCUACUAAUUAAGUACCUAAGAGCUAAAAUAACAAAAUGGAAAGCGAAUUUAGUGCAUAAUUUCAGGUUUUCAUCAGCUUGAUGGUAAAUUCACGUCAAUAUUUAAAUCAAGUAGAGGACAAUUUGUUAUCUUCUUGUUGAUAUCCUUUGAGCAUAUUCCAUAUCCUUUUUAAACUCAUACUGCAUUUUGGAAGCUAUUACCCCGUAAAGCUAUGACAACGUUUAAAUGUUCGGGUACUUCGGAUGGCAAAGAAUUGAUAGGGCAACUUCACGACUAUUGACUAGCAGACAAGACAUUGAGACUCACUUUGUAAAAUGAGCGAGACUUACAAACCAGAUACUGAUGCUUUACCGAAAGAUCCUUAUGAUACAGCCUAUCUGGUAUGUUACGCUCUUCUUGCGCAAUGGGCACUCUUACUAAAGUGUUUCUCAGUCACAAAGAGAUUUGGGAUUAAAUAUUCCCAUCAAUUAUGUUACCACUCCGGGUAUUUCUUUGAAGGCUGCAUGUUUCCCAUUUCUCAAAUAUGAAGAUGAUGAUGCGGCCAUUUGUAUUUCCAAUUUAUUGGCCGAUGGCUUUCGGAGACUGGAAGUGGAUUUGUAUUGGGAUGAAACGAGACAAUUAUGGAGUUUUUGUCCUCUGGCCUUACCGGUCGAGACCUCGAGUAUUGUUUCUUCACCAAUUCCAACAUCAACACUUCCUUCUACCACGGCUCGUUUGACUUCUGCUUCACAAACUACAGAUUUGGUUGCCAGACAGGAUACAGCUACGAGUACGAUUAUCUCUUCAUCAAGGACGAGAAACACAGAUAGCACAUCCCGCUUGAGUUCCUCUUCUCGUACUUUAUCUACAGUGAACUUCAUGACAAGCUCGCUCGAGGCAACAUUACCGACAAAAACUACAGUCCCAAUCUCUUCCAACAGAUUACUGUACAAUAUUGGCCAUUACACUUGCACUCCGACUAUCAACUUACAUAUACUAACAACCCUACUUUUGGACUACAUACAACAAACACAAAAUACGAUUGAAGCACACAUGCUUAUUCUGACCCUCAACAUCCACGCCAUUCAGUCAGAUGCUAGUAUUAACGGACCUGCUCCCCAACCAGCCAAUUUCCCAGAUUUUUUGGAAACUCUAGGAUCAAGUUUCUCGGCAAAUUUAUCAGCAUACAUCUAUACACCAAAUGAUCUAAGAUCUAACCGAGCAAAUCUGAAUGCAUCUUGGUACUCAGUUGCAGAAAGGUACAGACCUGCUCUAGAUUACUAUUCUACAACUACAAACGAAUUUGGAGUUGUAUCGACGGAAGAUGGUUGGCCAUCAGAAUCUUAUGUCGAAUUUUCUCAAGGCAAACGAAUGCUUUUACAGUUUGGGGUGGUAGAUCCUCAAAUGAAGGGAUACAAUUUUACUGGAGAUUCAGGCACUAUUUUCUCUCCAGGCUAUUUGAGUAACCGCCGCGAGAGCGAUAUAUUAACCACUCCCGAUGGAAAUCUAACAAGUGGAUGUUUUUUUCUCAAUACCACAGAACAAGUUUCGCAAGUAAACUCAUCCUGGGCAACAGCGGCAAGUAUACCUGGCUUCGAUUAUCCCAGCGACUCGAAUUCCAACCUCACUCCUCUCCUCAACCUAACAUCAUCCCUAACAAAUUGUGGUAUUUCCCCAACGCUCAACACAACCCUCCUCAACGCCACAGUCAACACAAACAACGCCCCCUACAAAAGCUACGCCUACUCCACCAUCUGGUCCUGGGCCCCGGACGAACCUCGCAACUCCUCUUCUUCUUCCUCCUCCUCAACCAACGACCCCCUCUUCCGCUGCGCCACCCUCCGCAGCCCCUCAAACCACUGGCACGUAACCGACUGCUCCACCAAACUCUACGCCGCAUGCCGAUUCCCCGCCCAACCCUACAACUGGACCCUAACCAACUACCCCAUCUCCUACUCCUACGCCUCCCAAGCCUGUCCCGCACCCUACACAUUCUCCUCCCCGCGGAGCGCACUCGAAAACACCCAUCUCCUACAAACUAUCAACCUGCUCUCCGCAUCUCUCAAUUCCAAUUUCAAUUCCGAUCCCGCUUCCGAUUCCAAUUCCAAUUCCGCUACCAGUGCGAAAAUCUGGAUAGAUUUUAAUUCGCUCGAUACGAAGAAUUGCUGGACGGCUGGUGGACCUAAUGCGUCGUGUCCGUAUGGAGAUCAGAGACUACUGGAUGAUAUUAGGGAGAGGGAGGUUAUUGUUCCGGUUGUGGCGGCGCUUAUUGUGAUGAUUUUGACGGGGUUGGUUUUGGCGGGGAAGUGUGCGGGAGGGCGAGGAGUUGGGGAAGAGGAGGGGAGGGGAAGAAAAGGGGAGGCGUGGUUUAUGAGGGGGUGCCUGCUUGAUGGUUUUUGUUUAUGGUUGUGCAUCAUGAUGAUGAUGCGGAGGGGGUGUGUAUUUAUGUAUUUAUGUAUUUGUUUUUGUGUAUUUAUGUAUAUUUACCUGUAACAAUUUUGUAUAGCUAGUAAGAAGGUUACGUAUGGGUAAAAAGUGUAGGCUUAGUUAGUAUAUCUAUCCAAUAAUUU